GAUCCCCGCGUCAAAGAUUGGCCGAUGAUGUCUUCGCCCUGGCCGACACUAGCUGCUUGUGUCUGUUAUGCUAUAUGUGCGAGGAAAAUAGGACCGGCGCUUAUGGCUAACAGGAAACCUUUCGAAUUGAGAAAUGUACUCAUCGUGUAUAACCUGGCGCAAACUAUAUUCAGUGCUUGGAUAUUCUAUGAGUACCUGGCGAGCGGAUGGUGGGGCCACUACGACUUCAGAUGUCAAUUAGUCGAUUAUUCUCGAAGCCCCAAAGCCAUGAGAAUGGCGAACACUUGCUGGUGGUACUACUUCAGCAAGUUCACGGAAUUCUUCGACACACUGUUCUUUGUGCUGCGCAAGAAGAACGAGCACGUGUCGACGCUGCACGUGAUCCACCACGGGAUCAUGCCCAUGUCUGUGUGGUUCGGUCUCAAGUUUGCGCCUGGUGGUCACAGCACAUUCUUCGCUCUGUUGAACACUUUCGUACAUAUCGUCAUGUAUUUCUACUACAUGGUGUCAGCGAUGGGCCCCAAGUACCAGAAGUAUAUCUGGUGGAAGAAAUACCUUACUGCCUUCCAGAUGGUGCAAUUCGUACUGAUAUUCAGUCACCAGCUACAAGUUUUGUUCCGGCCUUCGUGUCAGUACCCGCGCGUGUUCGUUUACUGGAUCGCGAUGCACGGCUUCUUGUUCCUGUUUCUCUUCAGUGACUUCUACAAGGCGCGCUACAAUAAAGCUGAUAGAAAACCUAGGAGCAAUAACAACGGCCUUUGUAUGACGGUGUUCGACGAGAGUUCGCUUAGCAAGAACGGUUACAAGCAAGAAGACUCCACCGUCCCCAGCUCGUACGCGUCGUCCGCCGAAAACGCGUUCGUUCGCCGGCGGCCGGUCUCCUAGUCCACUUAGAGUACUUCGGUGUCAGUCAGGGUCUUGUUAUACGCCGGUCAAACUUCGCCGGUCACCGCUCGGUCUCGGUUUAUUCGUUAAUAUUUUUCCUAAAUUAAAGAAAGAUCUCGAUUCGACGGAAUUUUAUAUAUGUUGCUUCUCACAUUAUUAACUACAUAUUGGACAUUUAUCUUUUUUUCGUUGUUUUUUUUUUACGCGUUGUAAAUCACUACGAUGACGAUCGUAAUCCGGUUCAUCUUGAUGUAAUCGACUGGAUAACUUGAUCUAUUUGUCUUUUAAACCUCCGUUGACUGAUCGUUAAUGAAAUGCGAUUAGACCAGAAUAUAAAUUUUUGU
This is a messenger RNA of Melitaea cinxia (Glanville fritillary), 1229 nucleotides long. RefSeq names its product elongation of very long chain fatty acids protein AAEL008004-like. The record is from RefSeq and is a predicted model, not a curated record. Gene Ontology annotation, cellular component: endoplasmic reticulum membrane. NCBI's taxonomy places the organism in Eukaryota, Metazoa, Arthropoda, Insecta, Lepidoptera, Nymphalidae. Gene Ontology annotation, molecular function: fatty acid elongase activity. Gene Ontology annotation, biological process: very long-chain fatty acid biosynthetic process; fatty acid elongation, monounsaturated fatty acid; fatty acid elongation, saturated fatty acid. The transcript is spliced from 6 exons. Bases 25 to 885 code for a protein of 286 amino acids.